AAGCAAUGUCAUAUAAAAUACAUCCUCUUCCAAUAGUUUUUAAUAACAAACAUUUUAAGUUUCCAAUAAUCAUGGGUCUAAUCGCCUGCAGAGCGUUUGUGUUUGUUUUGCUAUUUGCUUUGGCCGCAGAUUUUACUAUGGGAGCAUCAGAGUUGGGUGAUGACAAGCACUUGUUUCCUCACCCUCACCCUCGUCCUCUCCUCCACAAAGGUGGCAUCUACAAGAAGGGCUUCAAAAAAGGCUUGGGCGACUUAGGCGGUGGAGGCGGCUUUGGAUCAGGUGGCGGUUGGAUUGGAGGCAGCAUUGGAGGCUUUGGUGGUGGAAUAAGCGGUGGAUUUGGUGGCGGUGGAGCCGGUAAAGGAGUUGACGACGGUGGAUUCGGCAAAGGAGUUGGCGGCGGAGUCGGUAAAGGAAUUGAUGGUGGAGCCGGUAAAGGAGCUGACAAGGGAGCUGAUGGUGGAGCCAUUGGGGGAAUCGUCGGAGGAACUGGUAAAGAAAUUGGUGGAGGAGCCGGUAAUGAGGUUGGGGGAGGAAUUGGCGGUGGAGGUCACUGAGGAUUUGGCAAACCGUUGUGUGCAUUGCCGAGGGGCUAUAAUAAUCCCCAUGCAUGAGUAUUGCCAUUUAACUAUUUAAGUAAACUAAUUCGUUAAAAUCUAAACAUAUGAAAUAAUAACUGAAAUGUCUGUCGUUUCCCUUUAAUUGUUUUCCACUUUUCCUCUUA
Camelina sativa (false flax) is the source of this 721-nucleotide messenger RNA. RefSeq lists its product as uncharacterized. The record is from RefSeq and is a predicted model, not a curated record. Lineage: Eukaryota; Viridiplantae; Streptophyta; Magnoliopsida; Brassicales; Brassicaceae.